Messenger RNA from Tachysurus fulvidraco (yellow catfish), 2918 nucleotides. RefSeq names its product histone-lysine N-methyltransferase PRDM9-like. Gene Ontology annotation, molecular function: histone methyltransferase activity; protein binding. The coding region runs from base 201 to 2300 and encodes 699 amino acids. The transcript has 9 exons. Lineage: Eukaryota; Metazoa; Chordata; Actinopteri; Siluriformes; Bagridae. The record is from RefSeq and is a predicted model, not a curated record.
AGUGUCCAGUAGGUGGCGGUGUACAGUUUACUGCCCUAUAGACGAAGAAAACGCUGCUGGGUUUGUUUGUGCUUGAACGCAAGAGAUUUCUGACACAGAUGAUCGUUUAUGCGUUAAAAUACUUCCGCUACAAUUAGACACCAUCGCGACCUCAGCACCGUGUCUGUAUGUGACGGGUUUAAAGCCCACGGCUGCUUGUAAUGAGAUCAGCAGAAUCCAGACCAACCUGUGAGACUCCUGCUGUCACACAUUCACAGCUGUGCAGGGCUCAGACAGAAACUUCUAUGACUUCAACUAGAGGCUCAUCAGACUCUGGGGGUCCCUUCAGCUCUGAGGAGGAACUGAAUAAAGGAUUACAAAAGAAGCCCAUAAAAGAAGAGCCUGAAGACCACCACUCUAUGAAGACACCAAGCAGUGUGGGCCACGUCACCUCUGUGAACCAACAUACUGAAGGGUUUCAAGAGAAGCUUGUAAAAGAAGAACCUAAAGAUGGAGACUGUCUCUGUGGUGAGACAUCGAGCUGUGUGGUUCAGCUGAACCUUGGGGACCAACGGACAGAACGAUUCCAUGAAAAGCCUUUAAAAGACGUAGAAACCGAUGGAGACGACUAUCUCUACUGUGAGUAUUGUAGAUCCUCCUUCAUUAACAAGUGUGAGACGCACGGUUCAGCUCUAUUCCUCCCUGAUACCUCUGUCCCUAGAGGGGUUUCAGACCGAGCCAGACAAACCCUCCCACCUGGACUAGAGCUUCAGAAAUCUGAUAUUCCUGAUGUAGGAUUGGGAGUGUUUAAUAAGGGGGACACUGUUCCACUGGGUGCUCACUUUGGACCUUACCAGGGAGACCUGGUAGACAAAGAAGAAGCCAUGGCCAGUAGCUUCUCUUGGGUGAUUAAGAGCGGGCAUUCUGAGAAGUACAUAGAUGCUAGGAGAGUGACCCAUGCCAACUGGAUGAGGUACGUGAAUUGUGCUCGUAAUAAUGAAGAGAAUAAUCUGGUGGCCUUACAGUAUCGAGGUGAGAUUUUCUACCGCUGCUGUCGACCCAUCAAACCGAGACAGGAACUCUUGGUGUGGUAUGAAGAGAAGUACGCUAAGGAUCUCGGGGUUACUUUCAACUGCAUCUGGAAGAAAAAGUGCUCCGUAAGCGAAACCAGUGGUUACCCACUGAAAAGUUUCUCUGGCUCACGGCGUUCGUUUUACUAUACGUCACAUAUUGACCUCCAGAAACAGGCCAAGAGAUGUCACGAUGAGGAAAACGUGAGCACGAUGAAAUCAGCAGCAAUGAAACACGAAACUCCAAAAACCACAAGAAUCUCUACCAGUAAACAAACACACGCCGGUCCUCAUUUUAAGAUCUCUUGCAGGCUGAAAGAAAUGUACGGCUGUUCACAGUGUGGGAAGCGUUUUGCUGGACGGUUUCAUCUGAAGCAACACCAGCGCAUUCACACCGGAGAAAGGCCGUUUCCCUGCUCACAGUGUGGGAAGCGUUUCGCUCGACAGAGUCAUCUUCAAGCACAUCAAACCAUUCACACAGGAGAGAAACUGUAUUCGUGCUCACAGUGUGGGAAACGCUUUAAUCGGGAGAGCACUCUCCAGCAGCAUAGACGAAUUCACACAGGAGAAAAGCCAUAUCACUGCUCAGAGUGUGGGAAGAGGUUUACUUACCAAAAUGCUCUACAACGACAUCAGCGCAUUCAUACCGGGGAAAAGCCGUACAUCUGCUCAGAGUGUGGGAAGAGGUUUACUUAUCAGAAUGCUCUCCAACAACAUCAACGCGUUCAUACCGGGGAAAAGCCGUACAUCUGCUCAGAGUGUGGGAAGAGCUUUAGCCAACCAAAUUCUUUCCAGAUCCACCAACUCAUCCACACAGGAGAGAAACCGUACCCCUGUUUAGACUGUGGGAAGGUUUUUCAUCAACAGAAUACUCUGCAAAUCCAUCAGCGAAUCCACACAGGAGAGAGACCGUUUCACUGCGGACAGUGUGGGAAGAGUUUCAAUCAGGACAGCGGACUCCAACGGCACCGGCGCACUCAUACAGGAGAGAAACCGUAUCACUGCUCGCACUGCGGGAAGUGUUUCGCUCGUCUGUGUAAUCUCAAACGGCACGAACGUAUUCACACCGGAGAGAAGCCGUAUCAGUGCUCACAGUGCGGGAAGUGCUUCAAUAGAGAGAGUACCCUACAACGGCACCAGCUGACACACUCCGGACAGAAGCCGUUCAUCUGCUCGGAGUGUGGGAAGAGUUUUACACGACAGAGCAAUCUCAAAAUACACCAGCGAGUUCACACAGGAGAGAAGCUGUAGGUUUGCUCACAAUGUGGACACGGUCUCACUCGGUGGAAUAGUUCACCAGAGAGAGAAGCCGUAUACCUGCUCAGUGUGGGAGGAGUUUUAGCCAAAUCCAUCAGCUCAUUCACACAGGACAGAAGGCGGUAUCCCUGCUUACGGUGUGAAAAGACAUUUCCAACGUCAACACAUCCACAUAGGUGUUGCUAGUGUUGGGUCAGUCUUCAGACAGACCUUUGACAAUUCCAGAGGAGAACGUUUCAGACUGAUGAGGCUACAGUGCUGCAGAUGUUAAACAACAUUGUUAUUAACAUGUUCAAAUAUAGCUACUACAGGCCUUAUUUAUCUUUAUUUAUGUAAAAUUACGAACAAUCCAAACUAAAUAAAAACAUGCAUUUGUUUCCGCAAGUGUUCAACCUUACAUGGAUUCAUUAUUUGUGUAACCGGUUAGCACGUGACCAUGUUGAAUAUCAACUUCUAGAACUACUCAAACGUUUUUAUUUAUUUUGGUCUGGUUUACCAUAUAAUUACGUUAAUUCCAUUUAAUUUGCAUUUUAAUAUUUUCCCCUGGCCUAAAUUAGCACUUUAUUGUAAAAAUGAAGUGUCUGUGAUCUUUUCUUAUUAUUCUUUCAUUAA